GCACCAGGGCCAGGCUGAGGAAAAUUCAGCAGCCAUACUUGCCCAAGUGUCCAUACCAAUAAAAGAAGGGACGGGCAUAUAAAACACCAAAGCUAGAGAUCGUCACCGAGAGCGUGAGCGGCCGCCUAUAGUCGGAGACAGCCAAGAAAGAACACGCGCGAGGUACAGACGCACGGAGAGCGAGAUAUAGUAGGCAGCCAGAGAGCAAACGACAUGGCCGACUACCACGGUCAGCCGGACGGGGACGGGCGGCUGCCGGGGGGAGGCGGGGCGUUGGGUGAGGAGAUCAAGGAGCAGGACCGGCUGCUGCCCAUCGCCAACGUCGGCCGCAUCAUGAAGCAGAUCCUGCCCCCAAACGCCAAGAUCUCCAAGGAGGCCAAGGAGACCAUGCAGGAGUGCGUCUCCGAGUUCAUCAGCUUCGUCACCGGCGAGGCCUCCGACAAGUGCCACAAGGAGAAGCGCAAGACCGUCAACGGCGACGACGUCUGCUGGGCCUUCGGCGCGCUCGGCUUCGACGACUACGUCGACCCCAUGCGCAGGUACCUCCACAAGUACCGCGAGCUCGAGGGCGACCGUGCCGCCGCCGCCGCGUCCUCACGCGGCGGCGCCCCCCCGGACCACCCCGCCUCCAGCUCGGCCGCCGCCGCCGGCGCCAGCGGCAGCGGUCAUUUCAUGUUCGGUGCCAUGGACAGCAGCGACAACAACAGCUCCAGGCAGCUUUAAUCUUUCUAUCGAUGAAGAGUUAUUUCUACUCAUUUUUUGAGAGGUGAGUCGUAAGCUAUAAAUGUAUUCUUGUUAGUGGCACCAUUAGGAGUAACUAGCAACGAGUAUCCGAUCCAAUAGCUAGAGUAGUGGUUUUGCUUCUGAUCUGGGGUGUAUUAUUGAUGUGAUAAGAGCCGGUAUCAUAGAUUGAAACGCCGGGAACGAAGAUUAUGGCGAAGGCGAAGACGUGCCGGAGGUGCAAAUCGAUUGAUUCGGUCUCAUUUGGUGUGAAAAUGUUUGUGAAGCAGUUCUGCACUUCAAAAGGCGGUUUAAUUUCAGUAUUUUUGUAGCCCGGUAAGAAUAUCCUAGAUUCGAAAUUAUCGAUGUACUUGGUUCCUACUUCAAUUACUUCUUAGAGAGUUCGUUGGUACUAGGUAGCUUGCUAGCUCAGACAUAUAUGCUGUGUAAGUUUCUGAAUCUUGAUGAGCAACUUGACAGUAACACCCCGACCACUUCGGUGCGGUUAGAUGCUGAUUCAUGCAAAUCAUUACACAUUACUCUCUUUAAGCGCUGAAUUUGUGCUAAGGUAUUGGUAUUCUUGCAUCAUCUUGUACGUUCAUUAUCAAAUUUGUUGUUCUGGAAAUUAAUGGUUGAUUCUGACUCAACUGUGUAAUAGAACAAUGCGCGCAUUUUCUACGCUGCCUCCACUAAAGGUAAAAUUAAUUGCUUGCAUAGAUUAAUCCUCUUAAAAGCAAUCAAGUGAGAAUCAAAACGGAGGGAUUUGCACGAUAUAUUUGUAUUUGUUCAAUAUUAGAGACUUACCUAGACAUAUAGUAUAUCCAUUUUUUGUGAUUUUUCAUGUGAUUGUAUCAUAGGAUAAAUUAUCGGAAUUUUAAGUACUCAUAGCAAUUGGCAUGCCUGUUUCAUCACUCUCAGUGGUGCAGUCUUAAAUGCUCGUAGGACACAGAAAUUGAUGUUUCUUUAACCACUGACAUCAUAAAUGGAUACAUGUCCAGAAUCGAUCCAGUACUUGCAUCAGAAACAUUAUGUUCAUUCUUUUCUGCUUGUUUAAACUGAUUUUGUCAUCUAGAUCUAGUUAAAGAUGUUAAUUAGUCUAGUUGUUGCAAAUGAACUAUGGAGCGCCAGUUGACCUUUUAAAGGACUCAUAAUAUAUUGUCACUUUGUGUACGGUGCGGUAAUAGGAUAUGCGUUUGAUCUAAUCUAUUCGAUUUUUGGUACCCGACGUUAUAUAACCUACGAACCAUAUGUGUAGUACCAUUGCUAAAUAUAAUUAUUUGCACCAAAUAGGUUAAAUGUAACGCAAAUCAACAUGUAUACAUGCAUGUCUAUAAGGCAAUUUAGGUGAGUGCAUGAGUCUUAAUUUGUGUGGCCUUGCAAAGUUUUAUCAUUACUAUAGCCAGAUUCAUUCAGUUGCCGCAGUCAUAUAGUAUCAUAGUUACCUGAGACUGAGAGAUGAUCUUACCAUUUUAUACAAGGUAACUGACGAGUGCCUACACAUUGUUGGUAACGACCUCAAUCUCUAAUUCUAUUGCGAUUGGCAAUUAUGAUCUAUAUGCAUAAGAAGGUAGUGGUUGUUGCAGGAGUUUCAUGAAUUUAUUUGGAUAAACAAUUUUGUUACAUAAGAUGUAAAAUGAUUAUUAAUAGAGAAAUUCAAAACUGUUUUGCCAUUUUUCCUGUGUUUUAAUUUGUAAAUAAAAGGUUAAUUGUGCUUUACUUGUUGUUUUCCUUUUUUUUACGGAAAUCACUAUGUUGCAAUGUGGGGUUCUCAUAAAGAUUUGUCGAGUCUUAGCUGAGCUACCCAGUUUCAUCGCCAAUCGAUCUACAUUGGUUCUAUAGGUGCUACAAUGGUUCUGGUCUAAGUUGAGCUGCUACUCAAAUAAUAUUGCAACUUUUAUCACCAAUCUACUCUUCUUUCUGUCGGUAAUUCGGUACCAUGCACAUUGGUUGUUCUACUAUAUAUGUCUGGUUUCUCAAGCCUUCUAUAUUUUCUACUACAUAUCGGGGACCAUAUUUCGUGCAAAUAAUUGUGAAAUGAAUCUGUUCGUGCUUGCUAGUGGCUAGGUGGACCUUCGAGUAAUAAUAAUAGUAACUGCUGAAAUAACCAGGAUUCAGAAAUAAAUACUCUAGUACUAGUCGUAAUUGCUUAAUUUAAUCAGUAUGCAAACGUUGGCAUUGUCGCAUAUAAUUGUCGCUAACUUGUCAAACCAACCAGAGUACACCACUAUUCGCUCUCUCAACAGACUUCAUGUUCUCCGGAUAGACCUUCCAGCUCCAAAACAAAAGGCAGAAUAUCACCACCGAGACAAAACUGCAUGUCUAGUGUAUAGGCCAGUGGCAUUUGGUUUACCCAACUUGCAGCAAAAUCACAAUAUAUGUGAGCGCCUCUUUAGCUAUAUAUAGUUAGAUGCAUACAUUC
Messenger RNA from Phragmites australis (common reed), 3139 nucleotides. Its product is annotated as nuclear transcription factor Y subunit B-1-like. Lineage: Eukaryota; Viridiplantae; Streptophyta; Magnoliopsida; Poales; Poaceae. Gene Ontology annotation, molecular function: DNA-binding transcription activator activity, RNA polymerase II-specific; protein heterodimerization activity; RNA polymerase II cis-regulatory region sequence-specific DNA binding. Gene Ontology annotation, biological process: regulation of transcription by RNA polymerase II. The transcript has a single exon. The record is from RefSeq and is a predicted model, not a curated record. Gene Ontology annotation, cellular component: CCAAT-binding factor complex; nucleus. The coding region runs from base 214 to 723 and encodes 169 amino acids.